UUGACUCAGUGUGUACUAGUUAUCCGGAUGUCGCGAACACGACGAUCGCGGAAUCAAUUAUUCCUCACGUGUCCCGAUGACAACUGAUUCAUUUCACAGAAUAUUGUUCGGUAAUUAAUCUUGCAUAACGAUCCCAACACCCGACCAAACCAAAAAGAACGCCCGAGCGACGCGUUCGCUGGAGAAAGACAGUCUGCUUUGCGACUUUUGGACAGCUCUUCGUCUCGAUUGAUCAGUCCAGGACUUCACUCCUUCGACAACCAUGCAGCUCCUGUGGCUAAUCUGUCACUUAACAGCCGCGGCAGCGGCGCCGGCCACACUGUCGAUCGCAAAAAUCUGGAGGCUGUCGAGUACUAGGAACGACACGGAUGCGCGUCUGAAACACGACUACCGCGAGGAUCGAGAGCAGAGAAUCUGCGAAACGGGUCCGUGCAACCAGAUCGCUAGGAAAAUUCUGGAAAGCAGAGACUCGUCCGCGGAUCCCUGUGAAAAUUUCUAUCAAUACGCCUGCGGUUCAUGGGAGAAGCAUAAUCCUAUACCAGACAACGAGGUCGAAUGGUCUGAAGAUCAGAUCAUCAUGGAAAAUACGUACAAACGCGUCAAAGAUGUCCUCGAGCAACGCGAUAAACCUGCUGACAUUCUGCCUGUGAGAUCGGCCAGGAAACUCUAUCGCUCCUGCAUGAACGUAGAUGCGAUCGAAAGAAAAGGCCUCAAACCGAUUCAAGACAUAUUGGACUCCACUGGUGGGUGGCCAAUAGCAAUGCCAAUUAGAGAGUGGAAUUCUAACAAAAUUUCUUGGCAGAAAAUUGACAAGCAUUACAUACGGUUGAUUGGCAACAGUGCCUUCUACAACAUUGAAUACGAAGCUGAUCAGAAUAACACGAAAAGAUACGUGCUCACAAUAGAUCAGGACACUGAGUAUCCCUUAGCGACUAAGAGAGAUUUGAGUAAAAUAUUCAACGAUAACGACACGUAUGCUCUUGGCUUGUACCGUAUAGCUGAAGCUUUCGCGAAAGGGAAGGGGUACGAUUUACCUCAAACCCAGCUGAUCAAUGACGUCUCAAAAUUGGUGAACUUUGAGAUAGAACUCCUACAAAUCAUCGAAACGGGGAAGGAAGCACACUUGGCUAACGAUAACUAUAAAAAAAUGACAAUCGGGGAACUACAAGAAUGGUACAACAGUCUCGGAUUUAAGGCUGCCACGUCAAAAAUCAACUUCCUGGAAGAGAUACAACACGUGUUCAUGCUGGCUAAUAUCAGUAUAAACGCGUCCGAACCAAUUGUGGUGUACAACCCGGAAUUCCUCCAUAAACUGGCGAGGCUGCUUGGAAACACUUCGCGACGUGUGCUUGUAAAUUAUGUCCAAUGGAACAUGGUGGACAAAUUUCUGCAGUUUACCACGCAAGAGAUGAAGGAUAUCCGGUUCAAUAGUUCCUUUUCGUCGUAUAACAUUUCCAACUAUACGCCUCGAUGGGAAUCUUGCGUGAUCAACAUGAAAAUGAAGGACGCAGUCUCGUACAUGUUCGUCAAAGAGUAUAUUCCCAAUGAUGUUAUCGAGAAGACAAAGGAAAUGGUUAAAAAAAUAAAAGAAGAACUGAGGCACCGCAUAAUGCAUACAUCUUGGGUAUCGAAAGCCAUGAAGGAAACUUUGGCGCACAAAUUGGACAACAUCGAAACCCAGAUCGGAUAUCCUGACUUCUACAAGAACGAUCAAGAUAUGAUUCAAUACUACGAAGGGUUGAAGAUAGGCACUGACUAUUUCCAAAAUAUUUUAAACUGUGAUAAACACGAGCUGGUGGUUAGUCUAAAGAAAUUCCUAGAACCUGUUGCACGAACCCAGUGGUUAGAUUAUCCUAUAACCGUUAACGCAUUUUACACUCAAACGGUUAACGCUAUAUUAAUACCAGCCGCAGAAUUGCAAGAUCCAUAUUUCACGCCACUAUUGCCAGACGCAGUUAAUUAUGGAGGAACUGGUUUUGUAAUCGGACACGAAUUGUCUCAUAGCUUGGAUAACGAAGGAAUUCAAUACGAUACCGACGGCUACAAGACUUCGUGGAUUUCUCAGGACGUAUUGGACGAAUACGAAGAUCGAGCGACCUGUUUCAUAAAUCAAUAUGGUAAUUAUACUCUUGAUUCCAUGGACCAAGAUGGAAACCAUAUUCAGCUGGAUGGUAAUUUAACCAAGGACGAAAACUUGGCAGACUCGGUUGGUUUGCAAGUAGCUUACUCGGCUUACAAAAAACUGACCAAAGGGAAACCUGAAACGAAGCUACCUGGAUUAGAAGACGUUACCAACGACGAGUUGUUCUUCUUAGCUUUCGCAAACUCCUGGUGUUCAUCGAUGAGACCAGAGUACGAAACAGAAAUAGUCAACAAUGACGAGCAUAGUCCAGCAAAGUAUCGCAUAAUAGGCUCACUUUCGAACCUGGCUGCGUUCUCGCAAACCUACAAAUGUCCACGGAACAGCUCCAUGAAUCCACAAAAUAAAUGCAACCCGUGGAAUUAGUUGAAUUGC
This is a messenger RNA of Hylaeus anthracinus, 2515 nucleotides long. Its product is annotated as neprilysin-4-like. NCBI's taxonomy places the organism in Eukaryota, Metazoa, Arthropoda, Insecta, Hymenoptera, Colletidae. Gene Ontology annotation, biological process: protein processing. The record is from RefSeq and is a predicted model, not a curated record. Gene Ontology annotation, molecular function: metalloendopeptidase activity. The transcript has 18 exons. The coding region runs from base 263 to 2506 and encodes 747 amino acids. Gene Ontology annotation, cellular component: plasma membrane.